AUGGACUCUGCAGAGUAUGUGAUCUGCAGCUGGCAGGACGAGAUGUGGCCUGCGCGGGUCUUGUCGAGACCCAGGACCUCAGCCCAUAGUAAGAGGAGAGUGGCAUCUUACCUGGAGGUGCAAAUCAUGCCAUUGGGUGAGAAGACAAGAGUGAGGAGCACCGAGGUGAAGCCCCUAACCAAGUCCAAACUCUUAACCAUGCCCCCCUUGGCAGGAAGGAAGUCACAGGGCAGUGGCUCGCCAGGGCAGAGGAGGGCAUACUGGAGAGCCCUCAAGAUGGCGCUGGAUGUUCUGGAAGAGGGAAGGAGCUUGUUUCCAGGAGGAAGGGCACAUGGCCGAAAAACCAACAUGGAGGCCCCAAAGGUUCCCAAAGAGCAGGCUAGCUGUAGCCCACUCCAGAGCCUUCACCUUGAAGCACACAGGCAGAAAGGCCAAGGGCUCUCCCAGAGGAGUCCUAGGAAGCAGCGGGGCCGCCCCCGGGUGAGGGGCUCACAGAAUCUGCCUGUUGGGCAAGGGGGUAAAAGCCAGGCGCACAGUGCUGUUGGGCCUCCUCACUUUGAAGUACAAGGGAGUGGGUUAAGCGGCACCAGAGUGUGGCCAAGCUCCUCAGCACCUGCAGGAAGGGCUGAUUUUAAUCCACGGAAGAGAAAGCUGAGCACAUCCAAGCAUAGGUCUCGGAGGGCCCCAGCCUCCACGGAGGGUGCCUGGGUUAAAGAUGAGCAGCAGGCUGCCCCUGGGCCACCAAGGAGGAGGAGGAGGCGCAUCUCCACCUCGCCCAAAGACCUGAAGCCACGAGCAAGAGCAUCCUGUGCAGGCCUAGAGAUCCGGGCUAUUGGAGGCCAGAGGAAGAAGACUGCCCUCCCAGAGGACAAGGAGGACCCCAGCCCAGGGACCCUGAAGCCAGAUGCAAAAGGGGCACCAGCAGCCUGUGUGCCUCCUAUCCCGAGGCUGCGAAGGUCGCUCCGCCUUGCUAGCAGAAAAAGGAAGAUCCACCACGUGCUGUGUCCCUGCUGCAGGGUACCAGAACUGUCACCUCAUGUGCACUCAAAGGCGGCCAGCACCAGGUUCCAGAGGAGAAGGGCCGCGAUUCAAGAAGACAGCCAAGCCACCAGGGUGGCUUCUUCUGCCCAGAGUCUGAAUACGAUUAAACGAGGAAUGCUGGUCUGGUUCAAAUGCCAGGACCUUCCUUUCUGGCCAGCGGUGGUCAAGAGCGUCAGCCAACACGACAAGAUGGCGAGGGUGCUGUUGAUUGAGGGCAACAUGCAGCUUGAGCGCAGGGGUGUCCGCGUCCCUCUCCGCAAGCUGAAGCCUCUGGACUGUGAGGAGAAGAGAUCGCUAUUGAGAAGAGCCAGCAGAGUGUACGGCCAGGGAAUCAGCUGGUGCUUCUCUGUGAUUGACCACUACAGAGAGGGCCUGGCCUGUGGCUCCUCCCUGGUCUCCUUUGUGGACUACUACGCCUCCCGAACCAGCUACCCUCUGAGGAGGGCCAUCCAAGAGGGCGAACUGCACAUUGAUUUUCCCAAGGUGAACUAUGCAGACUUGGAAGACUGGGAGGAGGAGACGGCCCUGAGUGGGAAGGGGCCCCACAAAAAACUCCUGCCUGACCGCAUGAAGGCUGCAUGGGACAGAACCAACAAGAAGAUUGUAGACUUCAUCAUCAAGAAGAAGGGUGCCGACCAGCACCUGCGGGACAUCGUGAAGGGCAGAAAACAGUCCAAGCGCCUGGACGACCUCCGCAAAUUAAAGAGGGAAAUCCUCUGCAUUGAGACCUACCUAGAAGAUGAAGACCAGUUGCAUCUAGUGGCCAGGCAUUUGCAAGAAAUAGCUAAGGAAGCAGAUGAGGCCCUCCUCUCCUUGACAAGAGGAGACAUAGUGCGCUUUACCAUGGAGGUUCUUCUUCCAGAAGCAAUCAUCUGCUCCAUCGCUGCCCUAGAAGACCUCAGCUACAAGGAGGCAGAAGAGAAGUACCUGCGCGGCCCGCCGGUGCACUACCGCGAGAAAGAGCUCUUCGACAAGACCAUCUUAAAGGCGGCCGGCAGGAGAUCAGCAGCCAGAAAUCAGAAUGCCAGGGCCCCUCCUGUGCUUGGUCCCACUUCUUAG
Messenger RNA from Acomys russatus (golden spiny mouse), 2100 nucleotides. RefSeq names its product PWWP domain-containing DNA repair factor 3B-like. The coding region runs from base 1 to 2100 and encodes 699 amino acids. The transcript has a single exon. NCBI's taxonomy places the organism in Eukaryota, Metazoa, Chordata, Mammalia, Rodentia, Muridae. The record is from RefSeq and is a predicted model, not a curated record.